AUGUCUUUCUCAAACCAAGGCCGCGUACGGGGUUUGGCUGCAACCCUUCUCUUGUCCACAUUCAUGGCCGCUACGAAAGCUGAUGUUCCCGCUUCCACAUACGUUGGCAUGGGCACAUCUCCCAAGUCGCAAGAUAAUGUCACCGUUUCAAUCAAUGUCCCUGACAACAGCACCGACACCCUGUUCUACCACUUCUCCGCCCCUUCGUCCCGGAAAUGGGCAGCCUUUGGAUUUGGAGACAAGAUGAAGGAUGCACUGAUAUUUGUUACAUACGCUUCGGAGGAUGGAAACAAUGUCACAGUCAGCCCUCGAUUAGGGAAGGGUCACACAAUGCCACAACACACCGACGACGUCAAGGUCGACGUACUGGAGGGCAGUGGUGUCAUCAACAAUGUCUUUGUUGUCAAUGCGAAAUGUACUGGCUGCCGUAGCUGGGAUGGUGGCAAGGUGGAUGUCGACAGCACCGACCAAGACAUGAUAUGGGCAUUGGGACCAGAUGGAAGCUUGAAAUCGGAUGAUGUCUCGGCGUCCAUUACUCAGCACGAGGGGCAUAAUUUCUUCGACCUCAACCUCAAGGAUGCCACUGGAAUUGGCGGUGUUCCCAAUGUAUCCAACACUACCGCCGACAGUGACGACUUUGAUGACGGUCCUUUUGGCAGAGGCCACGCCAAUCCAGGUGUUGCUUUUCACGCUUUUCUGAUGGUUUCGGCAUUUUUGAUCGUCUUCCCUGCUGGCUACCUGCUAUUACGCAUUCUCAACAAGGUCGUAAUACACUGGGCGGUACAAACCUUCGCUUUGCUUAUGGUUUGUGUGGGCACAGCAGCUGGGAUCGGUAUCAGCAUCAGGCAGGAUAUAUCUCCGAGUCUGAACUCUGGCCACCAAAUCCUGGGCCUCGUCAUCCUCGCUCUUGUCAUCACGACCUGGGUCGUGGGCUUUCUCGGUCAUCGCAUCUACAAUAAGACCGGCACACCAGCUAAGAUCAUGAAGGGUCACCGUGUCCUUGGCCCUGGCAGCAUUCUUCUGGGUAUCGUCAACACCUUUGUCGGCUUCAAUUUUGCUGGCAACCACCGCGGCAUGAUUAUUUACGGCGUUGCGACCUUCUUUCUGCUUCUCGUUGUGGGGGGAUGGACCAUGAUCAGGAGGCGACAGGAGAUGCGCAAGGCACCCAUGAACACUCCCGCGGCAAUGAAUUUUCGCGAAGGACAAUACGAGCCGCCCCAAGGACCACCCCCGCCACCGUUGUACGGGGAAGGUGGCAUUCCGCUACAGAGUUACUCCAAUGCACCGCCCGUUUAUAGAUGA
This is a messenger RNA of Exophiala oligosperma, 1302 nucleotides long. RefSeq lists its product as uncharacterized. The record is from RefSeq and is a predicted model, not a curated record. Bases 1 to 1302 code for a protein of 433 amino acids. The transcript has 3 exons. Lineage: Eukaryota; Fungi; Ascomycota; Eurotiomycetes; Chaetothyriales; Herpotrichiellaceae.